Echinops telfairi (small Madagascar hedgehog) is the source of this 3513-nucleotide messenger RNA. RefSeq names its product TNF alpha induced protein 2 (gene TNFAIP2). Gene Ontology annotation, molecular function: SNARE binding. The transcript has 11 exons. NCBI's taxonomy places the organism in Eukaryota, Metazoa, Chordata, Mammalia, Afrosoricida, Tenrecidae. Bases 12 to 2114 code for a protein of 700 amino acids. Gene Ontology annotation, cellular component: exocyst. Gene Ontology annotation, biological process: exocytosis; exocyst localization. The record is from RefSeq and is a predicted model, not a curated record.
GAGCCAGUGAGAUGCUGAAGAUGAUGACCUUCUUCCAGGGACUGCCGGGCGAGCGGGCAAUGCCAGCGUCGCCCCACUCCCCCAGAAGCCCCCAGAAGCCCUCCUCCACAUCGGAGGCGGAGUCCGAGGCCUCCAUGUCUGAGGCGUCCUCGGAAGACCUAGCGCUGUCUCUGGAGGUGGCGGCAGCCCAAGACAGGGAUGAGGAGGCAGUGAAGGAGAAGAAGAAGUCCAAAGGGCUGAGCAAUAUGCUCCGUGUUUUCAAGAAGGGGAAGAUCAAGGGCCACCCCAAGGCUGUGGAGCCCCAAGGCCACCCCAAGGCCAGCACUGUGCCAGGCGGCCCACUCCCUACAGUGGAGGAGCUGAAGGCGGACCUGGAGGCCGGACGGCUGGAGGCGGCGGGCCCGUUGCUGGCGCUGGAGCGCGAGCUGCAAGCGGCGGCGGCGGCGGCGGGGGGCCCCAGCGAGGCGGAGCUGGUGCGGCAGCAGAGCAAGGUGGAGGCGCUCUACGUGCUGCUGCGCGACCAGGUGCUGGCCGUGCUGCGGCGGCCCCUGGAGGCGGCGCCCGAGCGGCUGCGCCAGGCGCUGGCUGUGGUGGCCGAGCAGGAGCGCGAGGACCGCCUGGCGGCGGCGGCGGCGGCGGACCCCGGGGCCUCGGCGCUGGUGGCCGCCCGCCCGCGGCGCUGGCUGCAGCUGUGGCGGCACGGCGUGGCACAGGCGGCCGAGGAGCGGCUGGGCGCGCGCGCGGCGGCGAAGGGCGGCGAGGGCUCAUCGGAAGCGGAGAACACCUUCCUGCACCUGGGCCGCACCAUGAAGGAGGACCUGGAGGUCGUGGUGGAGCGGCUCAAGCCGCUCUUCCCCGCCGAGUUCCACGUGGUGGCCGCCUACGCCCAGAGCUACCACGAGUACUUCGCCGCCCAGUUGGCCGCCAUGGCGCAGUUCGAGUUGUGCGAGCGGGACACUUACAUGCUGCUCUUCUGGGUGCAGAACCUCUACCCCAAUGACAUCAUCAACAGCCCCAAACUGGCAGCAGAGCUGCAGAAUGUUCGGCUGGGGAGCCUCCUGCCCCCCAGGCAGAUCCGGCUGCUAGAAGCCACGUUCCUGUCCAAUGAGGUGGCCAACGUGAAUGAGCUGAUGACUCGGGCCCUGGAGCUAGAGUCCCAGCGCUGGGCCCAGGAUGUGCCCCCGCAGAGGCUGGAUGGCCACUGUCACAGCGAGCUUGCCAUUGACACCAUCCAGAUCAUCUCUCAGAGCCAAGACAAGGCCAAGGGCAUCACUGUGGAGCUAGGCAUGCAGACCAGUCAGGUGCUACUGAUGGAACUGGCUGGAUUCCUCAGGCGCUACCAGCGGGACUUUGACGAAUUCCUGGAGAGGUGCAGACAGAUGAGAAAUUACAAGGCCAACGUCAUCGCCAACAUCAUCGCCAACAUCAACAACUGCCUCUCCUUCAGGACAUCCAUGGAGCAGAGGUGGCCAACACUGCAGCACAUCCACGUUCAUGCGCUGGGCCCCCUGAACGAGCUCAAGAGUCAUGGCUUUGACGCGUUGCUCCAGAACCUGCUCUCAGAUCUGAAGCCGCUGUUCAAGAGGUUCUCGCAGACACGCUGGGCAGCCCCCAUGGAGAUCCUGGAUCAAAUUCUCACCACCGUGGCCAGGAGGUUGCCGGAAUUCUCAGAGUUGCAGGACUGCUACCAGGAGGAGCUCAUGGAGAUGGUGCACCUGCACCUGGUGAAGGAGUACAUCGUCCGCUUGAGCAAGCGGCGCCUGGUCCUCCGGACGGCCGAGCAGCAGCAGCACCUGGCAGGACACAUCCACCAGAGUGCUGAGCUCAUCCAGAGCUUCUGCACGCAGAACGGCUCCCACGCCACCUGGCUGGAACCCGCCCUCCCCAAGCUGGCUGAGAUUAUUCGUCUGCAAGACCCCAGCGCUAUCAAGAUUGAGGUGGCCACUUAUGCUGCCUGCUACCCCGAUUUCAGCAAGGACCACCUGAGCGCCAUCCUGGCCAUCAAGGGGAAUCUGUCGAGCAGCGACGCCCGGAGCAUCCGGAGCAUCCUGGACAUCCACACUGAGUUCCACGAGUCCUCCCACACCCUGUUUUCACUUAUAAAGCUUGGUUAACGUUUCCUGCGACCGGACCUACUUGGAGCCUCCGUGGUCGCCGUGGGCCACUGCACUUGGGGCCACCUGUUCAGACCAGCACCGCUCGACGGCUUCACAGACCUCUUCCUGCUGCUGCUGCCCAGCCUUGGCUGAGAUGCAGGCCUCUGAGUGGCUGGGACUGGACAGUCCCCCAUGUCUCUCUGUCCUGUGUGGACAGGAGCCUUGUUUCAGGGCACCAAUAAGGCCACGCCGAAGAGAACAUUGUAAAUUUUAGUUUACGGCAUGAGCGUGUGUGUGUGUGUGUGUGUGUGUGUGUGUGUGUGUGUGUGUAUGUGUGUGGCUGUAGGCCAAAGGAGGGAGAGUGGCUAGAGCCCAGGAACCCAGGACACCUACUGGCCACCUCCUGGGACUGUGGCAUCUCCCUGUCCCUGCGGCCCAGAGCCACGGUGAGCUGGCCACACAGGCGUGUGGAAGAGGAAGGCAGAUGAGAGAGCUCUCAUUUGGGGCUUGGAAAGGUCACUAGAUGCCCCUAGCGAGACAGAGACUUGUGGGGUCACAGGGCAAGUUGGGAGGGGGCGGAGGAGAAUCUAUACUGCGCCUUUUCCGGCAGUCCUUGGCUCAGGGACCCUUCCUGCAAAGCCCGAAGUAGGGGCUCCAGCCUACUCGCCACUCUAUCUCUGCCCUCUCAUCUGCUUUCUAUAGAUGCUCUGGGCCCUCCUGGACCACCCAGGGUCUUCCCUUGAUUUUACUGGAAAACCUCGCAGCAGUGAGGUGUCCAACUCCCAAGCGGAUUCUACUUCACAGCGACCCUGUCGGACCAACGAGUAGCACUCUCCUGGGGUUUCCCAGCUCCGGUGUCCACAGGAGCCGUCAGCAUGUGUUUUUCUCCCAAGGAGCUCCUGGUGCAUCCCGACAGUUGACCUUUCCAGUGGCAGCUGAGGGUGUCGCCCCACCAGGACUCCCUGGUCUUCUGCACUGACACCUUGCCUUGAACUAGGACAUCCCCACAGCUUCCAGGAGUUAGGACGUGGGGGUGGGGUGUUCUAGUCUCCCCCCCACAACCAGCAUCCUUCUUCUGCUCCCUGGAGUCCCUUGGAUGAGACACAGGACUGGGGGCCCCUCCACGCCUCUGGGCCCCCAAGGCCCUGUUUGUCCCUCUCGACCCAGGCAGGCCAAUUUGUGCCCCUGAGGGUACCAGGUGCUUUGGGGUCAGGGCUCAGAGGUUUGCCCACCCUUGUCCUGGUACUUCUGUCACCUCACAGCUGCAAACUGACCCCUCACGGUGCACAGACGCCUUUGUACAUUUUUAAGUAGUUCUCAGCCUGUUGUUAUUAAUAUUUUUAUAUGCUUUUAUAUGAUUGUACUCGAGAAGGAAUCUAGGUUUCUAAAGCUCGUUAUAAAACUGAUUUCACAAGUG